Messenger RNA from Iphiclides podalirius (scarce swallowtail), 1485 nucleotides. NCBI's taxonomy places the organism in Eukaryota, Metazoa, Arthropoda, Insecta, Lepidoptera, Papilionidae. The record is from the annotation of a GenBank genome assembly.
AUGGCGGCUGUUUUGGAGGGACAGACCUUGGGUGGUCCAAUGCAUGGUAAAGUGGUUGUAUGUUACAUCGGUACUUGGGCCACGUACCGACCAGGCGAUGGGCAGUUUAACCUUGAAAACCUCGAACCAUCACUGUGCACUCACAUAGUAUACGCUUUUGCUGGACUCGAUGAGAACACGAUGGGAAUAAAGAGUCUAGACCCCUGGCACGACUUAGAAAAGAAUAACGGGAGUGAAGGCUACAGGGGGCUUGUUGCACUAAAGAUGCGGUAUCCCCAUCUGAAGAUUACCAUUGCAAUUGGUGGGUGGAACGAAGGUUCGAGUAAGUUUUCCACAAUGGCGGCGACUCCUGAGACCAGAGCGAAAUUUAUCCAGAGCGUACUUGUAUUUCUCAAUUUAUACAAAUUCGAUGGCCUUGAUUUGGAUUGGGAAUAUCCCGCAAAGAGAGAUGGCAGACCUAUUGACAGAGCAAACUUUGUAUUACUCGUAAAGGAACUGAAGGAAGCUUUCGAAUCUAAUGGCUACCUGUUAACAGCGGCAAUUGGAGCCGGGAAAGAAACCAUGGAAGCGGCUUAUGACCUGCACAAACUUAGUGGAUACCUCGAUUUUAUACACAUGAUGUGUUACGAUUAUCACGGAACUUGGGACGGUGUCGUUGGCGCAAACGCACCGCUCAAAGGCACCAGCGACGACGACGUGCUCAGUGUGGAAUACACUAUCAAGUAUUUACUAUCGAAUGGUGUAAGCCCUUAUAAAAUGGUUCUUGGCUUACCUUUGUACGGUCGUAAUUUCAUCCUCAAAGAAGACACUCAAGACAUUGAAUUCGGUCGUACCCCUGCUGAGCAAACAGGUUUUAAAGGACCGUAUACUAGAGAAGCGGGAUUUAUGGGAUACAAUGAGAUAUGUAUGGAAGUAACCAAUAAAUCGUCGAAGUGGACCCACCACUGGCACGACCAGUCGGCUACGCCAUACUUGCGUGAUGGCAAGCGGAUCAUCGCUUACGACAACACCAGGUCGAUUGCUAUCAAAGUCAAAAUGGCCAUUGAAUACAAUUUGGGCGGGCUCAUGGUAUGGAGUAUUGACACGGACGACUUCAGAGGCAACUGUGACAAAGAGGCCGACUCAUAUUAUGAUUUCAUACAACAAUACAACAAGAUCGUCGACGAUCCUCUACUAAAAAAGGCAUUGAAAUCCCUCAAUCUACCUGAGGCUGGCCGUUUUGAAAACUUGAAUCGGCGUACAGCUUAUGUGGUAUCCAAUAACAAACUGCACCUGAGACUCCCUGAGCCUCAGUACUCGAAUUAUCCGCUAAUGCACACCAUCAACGAGGCUACAAAGCUCGCUCUGGAAGAAAAAAGAAUCCUGGACGAAAUGGAACGUACCACGCAGCAAAAUGAGAUUCCUGAUGAACCCGAUUCAGCCUCCGGGCUUGCUAUCAGUACAGUGACUGUGAUAUGUUCCGUCAUGAUUGGUUUAUUUAGAUUA